UUUCAAACAAAUCUUGGUUGGCUUGCUUUUUCUAUUUUUCGAGGAAAAAAUCAACUUAAACCAUGGUUAAGACACGGAUAAAUAUCCAUAUGGAUAAUUUCGACGAGCACACAAAGGACAUUUUGAAGGAUGUUUACGAAAACUCGCUGAACUGCGAUGUAAUAUUGCGCGUUGGUGAUAGGAAAUUUCCCACGCAUAAAGCUGUGCUCGCUUUUGGAAGUGACUUUUUGAAAGAAAUCAUCGAAGAAAAUACAGCUCUUCAACCCGGACAAACUCCAACAAUUAGUAUUCCAGAAGUAGAUCCCGAUAUCGUUGAGGAAAUUCUCAAUUUUAUAUACACAGGAGAAACUCGAUUGAAAGAAGAGCGUUUUAUGGAAUUCGUCGAUGUUUGUAAUCUUUUGAAAUUGAAAAGCAUGGCGAAUUACGAGUAUGUUAAAUACAUAAGUUUUCCUGAGGAAAACGCAACAACGAGUGAACCUGCUGACGUCGAAAAUAAUUAUAUUGAGAACGUUACGAUAAUUGGGAAUGAUUAUGCGGAAAUAGUCAAGUCUGUAACGCAAGAAGAAUCUGUCGCAGAAGAAAGUGAAAUGUUAUGCGAUUCAAAUCCGUUAAGCGAUCACGCAAAUUAUGAAGUAAUUGAGGUAAUUGAACAACAAACGACAGAAGACGAUAGCAAAGUCGAGCAUAAACUCGAGCCAGGAGCAAAACGAAAGCGCGUUUCAACACAUUUGCGCGAAGGCGAUCCGCGUUACAAAGAAAAUUUAGAAGCUGCGAUGCAUGAAGUGAUCUAUAACAAGGUGAGCUUUAAGACAGCAGCUGAAAAGUACCAAUUAUCUAAAACAAUUCUAUGGCGUUUGUGUCAACAAUCUCCCGAAUAUCAAUUACAGAAAGAUAAUCCAGGCAAUCAGGAAUUGAAUCAAACGAUUUUAGACGAAUUGACAAGCGGCGAAACACUAUUAGGCAUCAGUCGAAAGUACAAUAUUCCGGUAUCUACGUUACACAGGCGCAAGACAAUGUUGUUUGAAAAGGGAGAUUUGCCGGAGAGUGUUCGAAUUAAACAGAGAAAUCGUGGCGAAGAUUUUGCCGAGAGACUUGAACAGGCAAUUGCCGAAGUCGAAAAUGGACUUUCACAGACAGAAGCGAGCAAAAAAUAUCGAAUUCCGAAAACGACAAUAUGGCGACGACUGAAACGAACAAAUCCUCGUUUGGCAAGUGCAAAGGCUGAUCAAAGCGUUGACGAAUCCUAUGAAAUCAUAAACACGACAAUUAAAACGGAAGAUUUCAAAGUCGUUAACCCCGAUGAAUCAUAAAAAUUUAAGAUAAAAAAAUUAGACUUAAGGAUGUAUGUGUGUUUAGUUUUUUUCCUGUAAUAAAAAUAUUUGAA
Molecule: messenger RNA, 1384 nt
Organism: Culicoides brevitarsis
Lineage: Eukaryota; Metazoa; Arthropoda; Insecta; Diptera; Ceratopogonidae
Product: ring canal kelch homolog
Exons: 3
Coding region: 63-1310 (415 amino acids)
Molecular function (GO): DNA binding; protein binding
Source: RefSeq, a predicted model, not a curated record